Molecule: messenger RNA, 5140 nt
Organism: Xenopus laevis (African clawed frog)
Lineage: Eukaryota; Metazoa; Chordata; Amphibia; Anura; Pipidae
Exons: 1
Coding region: 935-5140 (1401 amino acids)
Source: RefSeq, a predicted model, not a curated record
GCCCCGCCCCUCUUUGUUGUGCUGCCCAAUGGCAGAGGGAUAGAGCGUUGCUGGCUGGUGGGUGACAGAGGAGCAGCUACUGUCUGCCCUCCCAUAGCACCAAUGAUCAAGAGGCGGGGGCGUUGCCAACUGUUCCUAUCUUUAAUCUCCCAAGACCUGCUCACUCAGCGCAUGUCGCCGACGUUGCUACGGCAACAGGGAUGCUGAGCUGACAAAGUCAGCCGGCACUUUUUCUAACACUAACAUUGUGGCAGAGUCGCCUGAAGAACUACAAUGUUUACGACAACAAAAGGCAGAAAGUGAAAGAGAAAGACGAGCAAAAAAAUCAAAAAAAACAAAAGAAAAUGAGCGAGAUAAAAACACAAAAAGACGCAAAGCUAAGAGAGCAAGUCAAACCCCAGAUGAACGACUAAGAAUACGUCACCAAAACACCCAAAGAGAAAGAAAAAGACGAGUAAAUACAUCUAUUGAAGAAAAGGUAAAAGAUCAAAAGAAAAACACUGAAAGAAAAAGAGCUAAAAAAAAAAAUUUAACUCAUGAUGAACAACAAUCUCUACUUCAAGAACAAAACACAAACAAGAUUAACAGGAUCACAGAUAAAAUAAAUUUACAUGAAGAUGCAAAGACACUGACUCACAGAAAAAAAAAAAAAAAAAACAUAGAGAACAACAGAAAUGCUAACAAAGACAUUCAAAAACGACAGCAAGAUGCUGAAAGACAAUUAGCAAGGAGAGCAAAUAGAACUCCAGAGGAACGAAAAAUUCAAUGUCAACGACAUGCCACACUAGAAAGAGAAAGGUUAACAUAUCUGCCUCCAGAUAAACGCCAAUUACGGAAACAACAAUUAACACAGAGGAAAAGAGAAUUACGACAAAGGAAAAACAUAGAGAGGCAAAUAAUACAAAACCAAGAGUCAAGGCCUGCAAGACUAACAAUGACACUUAUGAAUGAAAUGGAGAACUUUAAUGAGGACAUCAUUAAAACACACACGUGUGGAUAUUUAGAUCACAUAUGCCACUUUUGUAGUGCAAAACAUUUUGAAUCUGAAAGACCUUCUGAUCGCAAAUUUUCACAAUGUUGUUCAAAAGGAAAAGUAAAUCUUCCCACAAUUAGUAUGAAUCCAUUAAUCCAGCAGCUCAUGACUGGACAGCAUUACUACAGCAAAAAUUUCUUCAACGAUAUCAGAUCUAUAAAUAGUGCAUUAGCAUUUGCCUCCAUGGGAGCAAACAUUACUCCACCCCCUGGCAAUGGGCCAUAUUGUUUCCGGAUCCAUGGAUCAAUUUGUCACAGAGCAGGCACACUGCAUCCAGAACAGGGACAAAACAGACUGUUUGCUCAAUUAUAUAUUUUAGAUCCUUCUGAAGCAGCAGAGCAAAGAAUGCAAAAUUCAGCAAAUAAUGGAAUAAAUCCAGAACUUAUGAAAAUACUAAGCACACUCAUUGCUCAAACAAAUCCAUUUGCAGAGGCCUGUAAAAUGUUGUACCAAGUUGAAAAAGAAUAUGAGGAGGAUGCAGCAACAACUGGAAACGUUAUUAAGGAAGUGUCCAUGACAAUAGUGCAAGAUCGUAGAAAUGACCAAAGACGCUAUAAUGCACCAAAACAUAAUGAAGUUGCUUUUAUUUUUCAAAAUGAUGAUGGCGAACCUCCACUAGAAAGAGAUCUUCUAAUACACUGCAAAGCAACUACAGAUGAUAUAAAUCAAAGAAAAACACAAAGGAUUAGUGUACUUGACCCCAAUCUGGAACCAAUGGUUUAUCCAUUACUCUUCCCUUAUGGUGAUCAAAGCUGGGGAAUUGAUAUACCUUUGCAACACAGACCUGAAGCGUUACAAAGUUUAACAAAUCAAACACAAAACCCUAGAAUUAGAGUUACACAAAUGCAAUAUUAUGGGUAUCGUCUUUCCAUCAGAGACGAUUUCAACCCCUUCUUAAAUGCUGGCCGCCUUACACAACAGUAUAUAGUUGAUGCAUAUGUCAAAACUGAAUCCAACAGACUCAACUACAUACGACUGAAUCAGCCAAAAUUGCGAGUUGAAAAAUACUCAGGAUUGAUGGACCACUUAAUUAAUGAAUCCAAUGAGAAAGGCUUCAUUCCUGGAAAAACAUAUAUUUUACCUUCCUCAUUUGCAGGUAGCCCAAGAAACAUGCUUCAACAUUAUCAAGAUGCAAUGGUAAUUGUUAGAAAAUAUGGUAAACCUGAUCUUUUUAUUACAAUGACGUGCAACCCCAAAUGGGAAGAGAUUGUUGAGAACCUACAACAUGGCCAAACUACUGAUGCUCGACCUGAUUUAGUUGCAAGAGUAUUUCAUCUAAAACUGAAAGCUUUAAUUGAUGAUCUGUGUAAAAAACAUAUUUUUGGAGUACUAAAAGCAAUUGUCUACGUAAUAGAAUUUCAGAAGAGGGGUUUACCACAUGCUCACAUACUACUUAUUCUUCAACAUGACUGGAAACCCAAAACUGAACAACUCAUAGACAAAAUUGUAUCUGCUGAGAUUCCAAAUAUCACCAACACUCCUCGCUUACAUGCAAUUGUUACAAAACAUAUGAUUCAUGGACCAUGCGGACUACUCAAUCCUAAUUCACCAUGUAUGUCAAAUGACAAAUGCACUAAGGAAUUUCCAAAACCAUUUCAAGAAAAAACGUCCGCAAAUACAAAUGGUUAUCCAAAAUAUAGAAGAAGAAACACAAACAACAUGACAAUUGUCAAUGGCAGGACAAUAGAUAACCAUUGGGUUGUACCAUAUAAUCCACAUCUUGCCCUCAAGUACAAUUGCCACAUUAAUGUUGAAGUCUGCGCUUCCAUAAAAAGGGUCAAAUACCUUUUUAAAUAUGUGUACAAAGGUCAUGAUUGUGCAAAUGUUGUUAUUCAAGAACAAGGCACUUUAAAUCAUGAUGAAAUUAAGACCUUCAUGGAUUCCAGAUAUAUCAGCGCUCCAGAAGCAGCAUGGCGUUUAAAUGGGUUUGAAAUGCAUUACCAAUCACAUACCAUAUAUAGGUUACCAGUGCAUUUACCUGAUGAACAAUCUGUAUUUUUCAAUCCAAAUGACAUUAAUACAGCCACCCAGAGAGCUUCAGUAAAAAAUACUCAAUUGACGGCUUGGUUUAAAUUAAAUCAAGAGCAAGAGCAAGCAAGGAAUCUUUUAUAUUCAGACAUUCCUGUACACUAUGUAUUUGACUCUAAAACCUGUACAUGGAAAUUACGACAGCGGGGUGCAGACAAAAUCAUUGGAAGAAUGUAUUCUGUCAAUUUAUCAUCAGAUCCAGAACGCUACUGCAUGCGUCUCCUAUUGCUACAUGUUCCCGGUGCAAUAUCAUUUCAAGAUAUGAGAACUGUCAAUAGAAAUAUCUAUCUCAGUUUCCAAGAUGCUGCGAAAGAAAGAGGCCUCAUCAAUGAUGAUCAAGUGUGGGAGAACACUUUAGAAGAUGCUAUCCAAUACAGCAUGCCAAAACAACUAAGAGAGCUAUUUGCGUACAUUUGUGUAUUUGCCUCCCUACAGAACAUAAAUGAUCUUUUUGUAAAAUAUGAACAGUACCUCACCGAAGAUAUUGUUCAAAAACAUAUCAAUCACAACGAUGAAUGCACAAUAUGCCGUUCUAUCGCGUUACAGGAAAUAUCUAACAUUCUACUACUCCAUGGGAAAAAAUGUGAAGAUUUCGGAUUACCACCUAUACUACCAAAUUCAAACUUACUUGCAGAUAACUAUAACCAGGUCUUUCAAAAACAAAAAGCGGAAGAAAUGACAAGUACAUUAAACAAAGAACAAAAAACAGCUUUACAAACAAUAUUACAAGCAACUGAAAAUGACAACCUUAACAAACAUUGUUUUUUCAUAGAUGGACCAGGAGGUAGUGGUAAAACUUAUCUUUACAAAACCCUGCUCAGCACAGUUCGUGGCCAAGGAAAUAUUGCACUACCUGUAGCUUCCACAGGUAUAGCAGCCAAUCUUCUUGAGGGUGGAAGAACAUACCACUCCCAAUUCAAGUUACCUGUGCCUAUAGUUGAGAAUACAACAUCAAAUAUACGACUCAAUUCUGUGGAUGCUGAACGUUUAAGACAUUCAAAAUUAGUAAUUUGGGAUGAAUGUACUAUGGCCCCCUCUGUAGCUCUUGCAAUGGUUAACAGACUGCUCCAAGAAAUAAUGGACAACAACAAACCGUUUGGAGGAAAAGUAUUCUUACUUGGAGGAGAUUUUAGGCAAACACUUCCCGUGCUACCUCACGGUGACCGGACAAAAAUUGUUGAGGCCUGUGUUAAGAAUAAUAGACUGUGGACUAAUUUCCAAGUACUUCAACUGAAAAACAAUAUACGCUCAGUUAACACUGAUUUCAGCAAUUGGCUGAUCAAAGUUGGCAGUGGUGAUACACCACACAUUGACGGUUUACCUGAAGAUGCAAUUGAAAUACCUUCCCACAUUUUAUGCACAGGAGAUAUUGUCAAAGACUUUUUUGGAGACAACAUUUCUAUUACAGAUGUCUCUAACUUUACAAAAAAAUCUAUUCUUUGUCCAAAAAACUCUGAUGUCAACUCAAUAAAUGAAGAGGUGCUUAACAUUUUACAAGGAGAGACAGUGACAUACCUCAGCUCAAACUCAAUUGAUGACUCAAGUGAGGAAGAUAUUCAAAACUAUCCAAUUGAGUUCUUCAAUGAAUUAACCCCAACAGGUAUGCCUAGGCAUAAACUCAACCUUAAAGAGAUCGCUAUAAUUAUGCUCCUUAGAAAUCUAAACACUACGAAAGGAUUGUGCAAUGGCACCCGUCUCAUCGUCAAACAACUUAAAAAGAACCUCAUCAUUGCUCAAGUAAUAACAGGUUCAGCGGAAGGAAACAUAGUCUUCAUUCCCCGUAUUCAUUUGGCUCCAUCAACAACUGAUUUACCGUUUAUCUUACGAAGACGACAAUUUCCAGUAACAUUAGCCUUUGCCAUGACAAUUAACAAAUCUCAGGGCCAAACGUUCGAUAAAGUUGGCAUUUACUUGCCAGAACCUGUAUUCAGCCAUGGUCAGUUAUAUGUUGCAUUGUCAAGAGUACGGAGUUUCACUGAUGUCAUGGUGAAGGUCGUAGAAGGUCAUCACCAAGGCAAACUGUUGGAAAACUGUGACAAAAUAUUCACAAGGAAUGUUGUCUAUAAAGAAAUUUUAUAG